This is a messenger RNA of Chaetomium globosum CBS 148.51, 1578 nucleotides long. RefSeq lists its product as uncharacterized. The record is from RefSeq and is a predicted model, not a curated record. Bases 1 to 1578 code for a protein of 525 amino acids. The transcript is spliced from 2 exons. NCBI's taxonomy places the organism in Eukaryota, Fungi, Ascomycota, Sordariomycetes, Sordariales, Chaetomiaceae.
AUGUACUCGCCGUCCCGAAUCCCCGAUCAGUUCCUGCGCUUAACGACACGAAACAACAGCGUCAGUGUUGUCAACCAAUCCAUCGCCAUGCCCGAAUCUAGGGUUCCUAGAACAAGCCUCCUGUCGCUACCCACGGAACUCCUACGGAAGAUAUGCAGCUACUUUUGUGGUCAUUGCCUUCGCAAAGGAGACCCCUGGCCAUGGCACACUAGACAGGACCAUCUCGCCGAUCCCGAGCCGCUACCAGAUCUGGGCUUUCGCAGCGGCUUCUUGGUGCUCCUCAGCUUAACUCGAGUUAACAAGGCCCUCUACGCCGUAGCAAGAGAGUAUUUGUCUCACUGCCCGUCCCUACAGAAGAAGUCAAUGCUUUGGCACCUUGUCGACACACCGGUAGGGCCGAUAGAUCCGCGAACCCGGGAGGUCGACGUCACGUAUCCCAGAGGUCGCUACGGGAGAUGCCCCUGGAACCACCAACACCCGGCCUUGCUUAAAGAUAUACAGGACGGAUGUGCGUUUAUCUUUAUGGCGAUCCUUCGCGCCAUCUUCAAGUUAUCCGGCCAGUCCAGGUUCCCAAUGUCAGUAAAGAGGCUAGCAUUCAGCGUCUGUGAAGGAGGUUAUAACGCCUCGCUCGACUUAGCCUUUCCCAUCAUGGCGGCGGCGCCUAACCUCGAAGGCAUUCACUUCUACGAUUGCGGUUCCGUUGAAAGCAAACCUCCGCACCUCGAAAAUCUGACCGAGAUAAGCUUUGUUAAUUCCUCUCUAUCCUGCGAUUCACUACGUCUGUUUAUGGCCGCGGUUGGGCCAAGACUUCGCAAGUUCAGAAUCCGACGAACAGGGCACUGGGAAAAUGGAGGAGAUCACUAUCGGGGGUAUAGUGAGGCGGUUAACAUCAAAUUCGAUGAGCUUCUCCAGGAACUAAUGCCCUGGAAGGACACACUCAAACGCCUGAGCUACACGACGCCACAGAGAGAGCCAUGGUUCCCCCACUCUUACCGCCGCCCAGGAAUCCUCCGGGACAUGAUCGCGUUGGAAAGUUUAUGCGCCGAGGCAUCCUUCUUCGCCGGCAACAAAUGGCUCACGCCUAGAGAAGGUUCAGAUCUGCUUACCUCAACCCUCCCUUCUUCAAUUUGCGAGCUUAAGCUUCGUGGGUACAACUACUUACUCGGGUCUGCCUUGUGGGGGUUAUCCAGUGCCGUUAAGGCUGGACAGUACGAAAGUUUGCGCACCAUCGAGAUCAACGUCUAUGACGCCAACGACUUUGACUUCAUCGAUGAGGAUAGCUCCGAUGCCGGUAACUCCGAUGACGAUAGCUCCGAUGGCGUUAGUUCCGAUGACGAAGACGAAGGUUCGAGGGGUGGAACCUUGGAAAAUGAAGCUUCAGAAGAUGAAGUUUUGGAAGACGAGCUCUCGGAAGAGGGGUUUUGGGAAGAUGAGGAGGCGGAGGGCAUUCACCCCCCUAUAUCGGAACUGGAGGCCAUCCGAGCCUCAUUUCAGGUUGUGGGAGUGGACCUCAUUAUUCACGCCUGUCUCCCGGACACUUUGCCCUCCACCAAGAAGGCAGACCCGCCUCCUUUGUAA